This is a messenger RNA of Diversispora eburnea, 2970 nucleotides long. The record is from the annotation of a GenBank genome assembly. Lineage: Eukaryota; Fungi; Glomeromycota; Glomeromycetes; Diversisporales; Diversisporaceae.
AUGCUUACUAAAUAUCCUUCCAGUAUUAGAUCGAAUGUUUUCAAGAAGGAUGAGAAGAAUGUUACCAAUACUUUAACAACAACCCAAAGGUCCGAAAAAGAAGCUAUAACUUCAGAACGUGUAAGGACUGUUGCAAAACUUGAGGGUAGAGGUCCUAACAAUAUUAACAAAGUUGAUUCUCACGUUCUAUGUGAAGAUAAAAAAGAGUCAUCUGUAUCAAAAGAAAAUAGAUCAUCAAAGGAAUCUGGGAAAGGUUCAAGUGUCUGCAGUUCGCUGGACGAUAAAGAUGAUUUUGAACUAUGUGUAUCGGGUUCACCUGAUGCUUCCAGAAUUUCCCCUCGUGUAAGCCAACUUUUGGACGAUUUAGAUGAUACCAUGAUAAAAAUAACAAAUGAUAAAGAUAAAUUUUUAGGUAUAAUCUCUGAAGAAGAUGAGAUUAAAUCACAUUCUAAUUCAAAUUAUAAUUUAGGAUAUAUAAUAAAUGAUUCUGAAAAAUUUCACAAGAACAAAAUAAGAAAAUCUGAUACGGAUUCCAAUUCUUUUACUUCGUCGAUUGUUGAAACAGAGAGUAAUACACAAUUCAAUGAUACUGAAUCUUCUACUUCCAAUGAACCCGAUUCUCCAUUAACCAUACCUAAUUGUAAAGAGUUUGAAAAAGGAAAGAAUUCCUUUAGACGCAAAAAUUCUGGACGUUCAAUACUUUCCGUUUUAUCUAGUUCCUCUAUACGUUCUUCAACUUAUUCCCUAAAAAAUUUUAGUAGAGGUUCUCUUUCAGAUCCCGAGGAAGAAUUUAGAAGUUCUUCACCUGGAUCUCUUUCAAAAGCUGAUAGGGUUUUGGGACGUACAGGAAUUGGUUCAUUAUCCUUAAGAAAACGUCGUUCAAAAUCAACAAUUUCAAUGUUAAAUCCAGAAAGUAGAUCAAUAAGUCCUUUAUCUCCAGAAUAUGAUCGACCAGGUUCUCCUGAUGAUGGUGAAAAACCUUCAAAAGUUGGUAAAAUCCUUGGUCUUACUGCUUCAGAAGAAAAAAUAUUAUUAGAAAAACCACCAACGGGAAAAAUCAAAAAAAAUCGUGGACUUUCUGCUUCACAUGCAGAUGAAAAAUAUUUAUAUCGUAAUAAGGAAAGAAAUGGAGGUUUAGGUUCAAACAAUAGUUUUGGUGUAGAUAGGACAAGUAAGGUUGGUAAAAUAUUAGGUUGGGAUGAAGAUAACCAUGUAAAAAGGACACCUUCAAUGUAUAUGGAUAAGGUGGGAUUUGGAUCUAGAUCUACAGUUGACUCUUCAGUUACUGUGGCUAGCAUUCGUAAUAAUUUAAUAUAUACUAGUUACUUGGCGAAACACCAAAGUUCUAAUUUUUUAUCGAAAGCAUGGAAAAAAAGAUAUUUUGUUCUUGCCAAAAACACUUUAUAUUGUUUCAAGUCACAUGAGUCAGGGUCAUCUUUGAUAGAAAGUUUUGAAAUAACAGCAACAACAGUAGUUUGUGUUAGUGAAGCUUUUACUGGAAAACCUUGGGUAUUAGAAGUAAGCAAAGGAGCAAAACCUUGGUUUCUACAGUCAGAUACUUUAGAUGAAAUGAAAAAGUGGAUGAAAGAAUUAAAGGGUACAGUAGCGAAAUGUAAAUAUAAUUCUCAAGAAUCAACAGAAGUAUCAUCAACAUCUCCUGAACUUUUUAUUAUGGAUCCACCAGAUAACAUUAAUGAAGAUGAUAAAUUUUCUCUAUCACCACCACCAAGACCAUCAAUGAUGACUUCUUUACCACCACCACCUCGAACAAAAUCUUCACCAACUGAUUCAGGUCCUCCCUCACCAACUCUCAUUCCAAUACCUGAAGUUGAAAAACAUUCAGGUCCAAUUAAAAUGAAAUUACAACGACGUCCUUCAUCACCAGUUGAAACUUUAUCUCCACCAAGAACACGAUAUGGACAAAAUAUGUCAAUGAUAAUAGAUGGAGAAUCUAAUUAUGUAUCUAAACGAGACGAAACACAAAAAUUAUCACAUAGUAAAGAAAGAAUGAAUUCAAUUAAUUCAGGGUUAUCCAUUUAUACUGAUGUGCAAUCUUAUAAAUCACAACCUUCACCAGCCAAUAGUUAUCGUAAUUCACCAACCAAACGAACAUCAGAUAAAAGAAUUUCUAAUCGACAAAGUAUACCUAUAUUAAUGCCAUCAUCAGUUAUAGCUUUACAAAAAACAAUGCCUUUACCAACUACAACGAUAUCAAAAAAUCAGAAACCUUUAAGAUUGUCAGUUAUACCAGAUCCACGAAUUAGUAGACUUAGUCCACCACCCAAUCCACCAAAUAUACCUUUACCACCCGUACCACCUCCUAGGCCACCAAUGAUAAUACCAAGACGUCAAAAUAUUAGACCACCAAUACCACCGAUACCACCACCAAGAAUUCGUCGACCUUCAAAUGAUGGAUACAAUAACGAAGGUUCAAAUGUUUCUACGAUGACACAAGUUAAAAUAAUGAACAUACAAAAUGUUCCAUCACAAAUACCGUCGUCAUAUGCUAGAUCUACAAUUCGUUCAAAAACCCAAAAUAUGGUAUAUCCCAAACAUACUAGUUUUCAAACUUUACCAUUUGUCGCAGUACCUUUAACACCUCCGACCAAAAAUGCAAUUGAAUUUCCAGAUGAUGAUGACCUUGACCCAGAUUAUGCUGAUGAAUUAGAAGCAUCUCGUCGACGAUCACAAAAAACCGAAGGAAGUGUAUCUAGUUCAGACACCACCUUCUUUUCUAUAACAUCAGAUAUUAGUAAUGAUCUUGAAGAUGAGAUACCUCAAUUAUCGGCAUCAGGAUUAACAUUUGUAAUGGUUGAGGAAACACUUGGUGAUGGGGAACUAAUAUUAGAUAUUCAAUGCGUGAAAAAUACCAAAGAGAAAAUGAAUGAUAAUGAAAAAAAAAGCAUAUCAACAGAAUCUAAGGUUAACGGCGAUUAUAUACCUAAUGUUGUUAAUUCAAAUAUUUCGUAG